Messenger RNA from Zingiber officinale, 905 nucleotides. RefSeq lists its product as uncharacterized. Bases 234 to 818 code for a protein of 194 amino acids. The record is from RefSeq and is a predicted model, not a curated record. The transcript is spliced from 2 exons. NCBI's taxonomy places the organism in Eukaryota, Viridiplantae, Streptophyta, Magnoliopsida, Zingiberales, Zingiberaceae.
UCCCAAAUCUCAAAUCGUUCCCAAUCUUUCAUUAUUGCUGAGAGCGCUCUUCCACCGGCUCCGCUCAUUAAUUUAACUCACCGUCUCUUCUUCUUCUUCCUCCUCUUCCUCCUCCUCCUCCUCCUCCUAUUUCUGGUUCCUCUCCUCUUCUUCUUUUCCUUCCUAGCCGUCGUUUCAUUUCUGCUCUUCUUCUUCUUCUUCGUCGUCGUUAUCGAUUGAUCAUUUGAAAUCGGAUGGAGAUCGCGGUUGCGUCGAGCGCAGGCAAGAGGGACCUCGUCACGCUCGAUCUACUCGGCGCUGAAGCCUCCUCGAAAGAUGUGGAUUCUGCUGCUCUCAAGAUUGCUCCUUUCGCAGAUCUCUAUCCGCUGGACCUCAAUCUGGGGACCGCGGGAGGGCAGGGCGACGCGGCGGGGACGACGGUGCGUGGGUGCCAGAGCGUGUGUACCAUCGAGAAGGUGAAGUGGGCGCUGGAGCGGGUGGCGGAGCGGGAGACGCUCUGCGGGCGGGAGGAGGAGCGGAGGAGGGACGGCGGAGGCGAAGGCGGCGACGGCGGAGGAUCUCCCUCGCCGUCCUCGUCCUCGUCGAUCACGACGGCGUCGAUCAAGCGGCGGCGCGAGGGAGGGGAGGAGGAGUGGGCGGACGGAGGCGACUCAGCCGGGGCCGGCGGGAGCCUCGUCGCCACCGGAUGCCCCAGCUGCCUCUCGUACGUUCUGAUCUCUAAGGGGGACCCGCGCUGCCCCCGCUGCCAUUCCCUGGUCGCGCCGCCGCACCCGCCGCAGCACAAGAAACCCCGAAUCACCCUGAACUUUUCCCUCUAGACCCCUAUUAUUUUCGGUUAUUACGUGAUAAACUUUUCUGUAUUUUGUAAAAAGGAACAGAAGUAUCAGUAUUUUAAAUUUCUUCUC